Molecule: messenger RNA, 972 nt
Organism: Homalodisca vitripennis (glassy-winged sharpshooter)
Lineage: Eukaryota; Metazoa; Arthropoda; Insecta; Hemiptera; Cicadellidae
Gene: Dh31
Product: diuretic hormone class 2
Exons: 5
Coding region: 135-476 (113 amino acids)
Biological process (GO): body fluid secretion
Molecular function (GO): diuretic hormone activity; G protein-coupled receptor binding
Source: RefSeq, a predicted model, not a curated record
CUCGACUCAUGUCAGGUUCAUGAGAAAACGUGCAUCUACUUGUCUGGUGGUUGCUUACGUUAAUCGUUAGACUGGAGGCUCUGUUGGUUCUGAAACAAGGACAGGAGACGCAGUAACCUCCCAUACCCUUUACGAUGACGUCAUCUGUAGUGGUGCUCACUUCCACUCUCGUGCUGGGGGCAGUCGUCAUCCUCUCAUUGAGCCAUGUCACAGAGUCACUGCCCUACACGGGACACAAGGGCUAUCUGACAGACCUGGAAAAUGACGCUGACCCUGAACUGAUGCUAGAAAUCCUUACCAGGCUCGGCCAGACCAUCAUGAGAGCCAACGAUCUAGAAAACUCCAAGCGCGGCCUGGACCUGGGACUCUCCCGUGGAUUCUCCGGCUCACAAGCCGCGAAGCACCUGAUGGGACUCGCCGCUGCCAACUUCGCCGGCGGACCCGGCAGGCGGCGUCGUGACGCCUCCCAGGCGUAGACCUCCUACCCCCGCUCCUGUACAAACCCCUUACAUUAGCGUCCACCACACUGGAGUGGAGAGACCCCACACUCACCUCCUCUACAUUUGCAAUGUUGUUAACUCCGUCUGUCAUGUCUAUUGUCCGUGUACUGGGGCUCAAUUCUCGGAGACUUGUGUCACCUACUUUCAUUGCACGCAUCCAUCAGUGUUUGUAGCUAGAUACUGUUAUACCAUUCUUUCAUUUAUUUCGUGUAAAUAGGGCAUAAUGUUUACUUUCGUGUAGCCCAGCCGUCUCACAACCACCCGUGUGUACGUUCAUUUAUACGGUUAUAGUGACUGGAUCUCUUUUUCUAAUUUUAAAUGUCGUAUAUUUAGUACUUAAAUAUGUUUAUUUUCCUAUCGUUCUUUGGAUUUCAUUCAAUGUCAUUAAUAGCAAUUUACCUUCUAAAAGAUGGUAGUGUGAUUAUUUUUAUAGAUGUAAAAUACAUACUGUAAUAAUAAACUUGUAGAUGAA